Messenger RNA from Onychostoma macrolepis, 5308 nucleotides. RefSeq lists its product as uncharacterized. Lineage: Eukaryota; Metazoa; Chordata; Actinopteri; Cypriniformes; Cyprinidae. Gene Ontology annotation, cellular component: extracellular region. The transcript is spliced from 7 exons. Gene Ontology annotation, molecular function: hormone activity. The coding region runs from base 211 to 1566 and encodes 451 amino acids. The record is from RefSeq and is a predicted model, not a curated record.
GUGUCUGCUGGAACGCAUCAUCAUACAGCAACACAGAAGAAGACGAGGAAGCGCUUUUAUUUACUUCUGUUGUCAUGUAAGAACUUCGGGGGUUUAUUUUAUCUCAAGAAUUAAAUAUUAGACUUCAAUCGCGACAGAAUCUGUUGUAAGGCUGAGCGAGAGGUUUGUGUUCCUCCGUUACCGAGGGCAGUGGAUAGCGGAUCAUAAUUCAUGGCAGAGGGCAGCAGCAAUCUGAGCAGUGCUCCUCCAGGAGACCCGCAGCUCAUCGCGCUCAUAGUGCAGCAUCUGAAGAAUAGAGGCCUGUUUGAUGAGUUCAGGCGAGACUGUCUGGCAGACGUGGACACGAAGCCUGCAUUUCAAAAUCUGCGACAGAAGGUGGACAACUUUGUGUCCAAUCAUCUCAGUACUCAAGAAUGGAGUCCGUCCAUCAACAAGAACCAAGUGAGGAAUGGCUUGAGACAAAGCGUAGUUCAGUCAGGGAUGUUGGAAUCAGGGGUGGACCGUAUUAUUACUCAGGUGGUGGACCCUAAAUUAAACCAUAUCUUCAGGCCACACAUCGAGGACGCCAUUCAUGAUUUCCUAGCCGCAGAGAAGAAAGAAGAGUGUGCAUCAAAUUCAGCCCCUGAUGCUGAACAACAGGAAACAACUAGCAACACUGCAGCCAAAACGCAAACAGCGUUAUCAUCAUCGUCGCGAGACAUGCGUGUGCAACUGACUAUAGGAGUGUUUAUAUUGUUUUUGACGGUGCGGCAAACACACGCGACUGAUUCCAGCAGCGCUCAUGACACAUCACAAGAGAAAUCACUGAACAUCCAGAAGAGAAGACUCUCUCUGCAGAACACAGCGGAGAUUCAGCAAUGUCUGGUGAACGCAGGUGAUGUGGGCUGUGGGAUGUUCGAGUGCUUCAACAACAACUCCUGCGAAAUCCGUGGACUACACGACAUCUGCAUGACGUUCCUCCACAAUGCUGGCAAAUUUGACUCCCAGGGAAAAUCGUUCAUCAAAGAUGCGCUGAAAUGCAUGGCCCAUGGACUUCGUCACAAGUUCAGCUGCGUCAGCCGCAAGUGUCUGGCCGUGAAAGAGAUGGUGUUCCAGCUGCAGCGUGAGUGCUAUGUCAAACAUAACCUCUGCUCUGCCGUGAGGGAGAACGUCAAUGUCAUGGUGGAGAUGAUCCACUUCAAGGACCUGUUUCCUAAAGGGCCACAUGUGGAGUUAGUAAACAUCCUGCUGGGAUGCGGCGAGGAGGUGCGUGUCGCCAUCGCCCGCCGAAUACGAACUCAGUGCGAGCAGAACUGGGGAGCUCUGUGCAGGAGUCUGAGUCUCUGUGCCCUCGGAAAGGUGGAGAACCAGGCCAGUUCCACCCUCGCCCCUGUCCCAGACAUCACCACCCCACCGGGAGCCAGCGGCAACUCCCUCCCUCCCGCGAGCCUGCGUCUCCCAGAGGCUGAAGGUGAAACGGUCUGGACACUCACAGAAGAUGAAAAUCAGUCCUCAGGUCCUCAAGACAACACCUCUGAUGCCGAAAAAGAGCUAAAGAGGUCUCUGAAUGCCACCAAAAGGAGGUGAAGGGAAGUGGGUUCUCAGUGCCUUUAGCCCACACGUCCAAAAAGGCAUGUUCACUGCUCUCCUUCCCUGCCUCGCUCAAGAACAAAUAAGCUGCAGUCUCCAGAGCUUCUAUAAGAGCACCAGUGAUGACAGGGUAUUUCAAUGUGACGUUACAUUUAGAGCUGCCAUCGGUCAUUGUGUUUGUUUUGUAGGUCAUUCUGUGAGAACACGGACUGGUACAAUAUUUGAUAGGAGUCUCAACAGUUUCACAAUAUUUCAGUGGCGUUUCACCCUUUGUAGAUGUAUUUGUAGAUUGUGGACUAAGUGCAUUCCUCAGACUGCAGACUCUUCAGAAUGCUUAGAAGGAGUCUGUCAGGCUGCAAUUCUGAAUAGCAUUACUACAAAAACUGGGCCUUGUGUUUUGUGAUGACAUUCAUUCCAUCUGCUCAGUAUUCGUCUGCUUUGAAGCAAGGCCAUUUGGGUGAACAUCACGGCAACAUGUCCGGGUCACAUUUCACCCCCCAAAAAAGAAAGGAAAUGUAUAUUAAUAAAAAAAUUAAAAUAAAACAACAAAAAAAUAUUUAAACAUUGGAUUACACUACUGUUCAAAAGUAUGAGGUCAGUCUUUUUUUUUUUUUUUUUUUUAAGAAAUUAAUAUUUUUAUUCUGUCAGGUACUGAUAGUAAAAAAAAAAAAAAAAAAAAAAAAUUUUGUUACAAAAAGUCUAUUAUUUCAAAUGAAUGCUGCUCUUUUGAACUUUCUAAUAAUCAAAGAAUACUAAAAAAUGUAUCAUGGUUUCCACAACAACAACAACAACAAAGCACAAUAAGAAUGAUUAUCAUCAUUGUCAGUGUUGAAAACAGUGCACUGCUUAAUAUUUAAUUUUCCAGGACUCUUUGAUGAAUAGAAAGUUCAAAAUAACAGCAUUUAGUUGAAAUAGAAUUAGAAUUUUUGCAACAUUUUAAAUGUAUUUACUGUCACUGUUGAUCUCUUUAGUUUGUUCUUGCUGAGUGCAUGGAUUGAUUUCUUUUGAAUUGUAAACAUUUGAAUGGUAGUGUGUCAGCAUUGAUAAGAAGAAAUAUUUCUUGAGCAGCAAAUCAGCAUAUUAGAACAUUUCUGAAGGAUCUUGUGACACUGAAGACUUGAGUAAUUCAGCUUUGCCAUCACAGAAAUAAAAUAUAUUCUAAAAUAUAUUAAAAUGGUAAAUAACUCAUUUAAAUUGGAAUAAUAUUUCACCAUAUUAUUAUUAUUUUUACUCUAUUUUUGAAUAUUCAGGACCUUUAAAUGUUUUGAAUUGUGGCAUUAUUUCAAGUGAAUUUAGCCUUAAUGUACUUGACUUUUUAAAAAUGAUUUUUAAUGGUAAAUCUGUUUGCUGCAUUUCAGUAAAUACAUACUGAAUUCACCUUUAACAUUAAGUCAGUACAUCAAAUACCAUGCUUUAAUCUGUUUGUUUUGAUUUGGGGUGAAAUAUGGAUCUGAACGUGUUACUGCCAGGUUUGGUGAGAUCCACCUCUUUGGACUGUUUUUGAGCACAGGUAAAGCCUCAGCAGCAGAUAUAAGCUCUUAUAUGUCACGUGCUUCAUGCAGUACACUCAGGUGUGUCCACUGCAGUGUUGCAAUGUGACAUAUCUAAUAUGUAAUAUCAGAUUUCAUAUUUUUCUUGCUUAGAAUUUAGAAUAGACAUUUUCAUACGUGAUAAAAACCUAUGCCUUCCUUGAUAGAUUGCAGUUACAUACACAAACAUUUUAAAAUAGGACAGAAUAUGCAGAUCAUUGAUUUUGGACCUACCUCAUCUCUGUAACACACACCUGUACUGAAAUACUGUAUAAUAUAUUGCAUAAAACAUGUUAAAAUGUGUCCCAUAUUUUCACAAGGCAAACUGGUCAAUGCCUAGACUCACUCCCCUCUGUUUCAGUGUGUUUCUUGUAGAUAUUUUACUUUAUUACUUUUUUUUUUAUUUAAAUUAAUUUCUUCAAAUUUAUGCAUGAAGUGUAUCUUGUGGCUUUUCAGGUCAGGUUCAUUUCAGCCACUAUAGAGUGCUGGUAAGUCAUUUUAUAUACAUGUUUGUACUAUUUAUUUUAUUUUUUUAUUUUAGUUAUUUUAUCAACCAUUUACAUUUUUUAUUUUGGAUCUGUAUCAAAGUUAUCAAAUGUAUUCAUCGAGAAAAAAAAAAAAAGUUUUUUCCACAAUAAAUUAACCUUGUAUCCAAUUUUUGGCCUUUUGUGGAUUCAAAAUAUGCACAAAUCAUCACAGCUUCUGAAAGGUUAUAAAGAAACUAUAAUGCAAUAAAACAAAAUGGCACACCUGGCACUUGGGUAACUUUUUACCCUCAGAAACCAAGUGCGGCAAGACCACAAUGUUUGUUUUAUGCAACACAAACACACACACACACAGGAUCAAUUCACAUACUGCUGUAUCAUAGCAAAACUUAAGAGCAAAGAGCUCUACUGCAACAGAAGAAAAGCUUGGUGUAAUUAAUAUACCACAAGAUACAAGGCCUAAACAGAUACAUGUGACUGCAUUUCUAAAUCCAAUUUGCAUUUACAUCAUUUUUUGAACUAGAACUGUACAAAUAAAAUGUUUUAAUGUUUCUUAAACAAGUCUCUUAUGCUCACAAUGGCUGCUUAUGUUAAAAAAAAUAAUAAUUAUUGCAAUUUAAAAUUAUUGUUUUCUAUUUUAAUAUAUUUUAAAAUGUAAUUUAUUCCUGUGAUGCAAAGCUGAAUUUUCAGCAUCAUUUCAGUCUCCAGUGUCACGUAAUCCUUCAAAAAUCAUUCUACUAUGUAUUUUUGAUCAAAUAAAUGCAGCCUUGGUGAGACUUCUUUCAAAAACAUUAAAAAUAAUAAUAAUAAUAAUUCUAAACUUUUAAACGGUAUUGUAUAUGAAUAAAGGACAAAACUGACCAGUUCUUCAUAAAGUCACCUACAUUUUAAGACACAACCAGACACAUACUACAGUAAAACAGAGAUACUACACCCCCUAGUGGUUCAUUCCACCGAAGAACAUGCGAGACCAUAACAGCUCCAAACGUCUUCCAUGUUGUGAAGAGAUUAAAAUCAUGCUCAUAUUUUUUUAUAUAGAAAAACAAUUCAUGUAGUCAAGUUAAAUCAAGUGUUUUCAACUCAGGAAAUCCCGGCUUCACUGGAAUGACUAGAAUAGCAAUCAAUUAGAGAGACUGCCGAUGCUGUAAACCAGGGGUCACCAUACUCGGUCCUGGAGGGCCGGUGUCCUGCAGAGUUUAGCUCCAACCCUAAUCAAACACACCAGAGCCAGCUAAUCAAGGUCUUGCUUGGUAUACUUGAAACUUCAAGGCAGGUUGUUGAGGCAAGUUGGAGCUAAACUCUGCAGGACACCAGCCCUCCACCUCUUAUGCUCACCAAUUAAGGUUGAACUUAUUUGAUCACAAAUACAGUAAACUGUAAUAUGUGACAAGUCAUUAUAAUUUAAAACAGUUUUAUUAUAAUACAUUUUAAAAUGUAAUUUAUUCCUGUGAUGCAAAGCUGAAUUUUCAGCAUCAUUCUUCAGUGUCACUGAUUUCUGAAGGAUCACAUCUAAUAUGAUGAUUUGCUGCUCAAGAAACAUUUCUGAUUAUUAUGAAUGUUGAAAACCGUUUUUGCUGCUUAAUAUUUUUGAUACUCUGUGAUACUCUACCAUUCAGUAUUUAUUUGUUUAUUUAUUGUAAUUCAGAAAGGAUGUAUAUAACCUAUUGUCACUUUUGAUUAAUUUAAUGCUGCAUCUUUGCUGAAUAAAAGUAUUGCUGUUAAAAA